This is a messenger RNA of Vicia villosa (hairy vetch), 561 nucleotides long. RefSeq lists its product as uncharacterized. NCBI's taxonomy places the organism in Eukaryota, Viridiplantae, Streptophyta, Magnoliopsida, Fabales, Fabaceae. The record is from RefSeq and is a predicted model, not a curated record. The transcript is spliced from 3 exons. Bases 1 to 561 code for a protein of 186 amino acids.
AUGGCAGGCAACCGUGCACGACUUAGACAUGGCAGAGAGACCCAAACAACAUUAGCAAGACGUGAGUGGGCGUCACAACUGGCAUCGACACAGAGACGGGGUAGAGUACGAGCACCCGUCCAAAUGGAUGAGUCUGGUUCCUCAUCUAGAUCAAUGAGUCGUGUGGCUCAGGUGUCUUCUUUCCAUCAGGAGGUACGAGAGGAUGAGGAGGAGGUGAUACCUGAUGUUAACCCUUCGCACGGGGAGGAGGAGGAGGAGCAUGGCUACCCGGGAGGGCCUAGGGACACUUCCUUGUUUAUUUACUACCACGACCACGUCGCUCGCCGUGUUUGGGAGGGACAGGAUAGACUAACGAUAAAAUCCGUGAACCACGCGUGGAAGAUUUUUGAUCUGUUUAAACCAGAUGAUCAGUGGUUUAAUGAUGUGGUAUCUGGUUCCGGGCUCGACGGGUUAUGCAUGACCGGUUGGGGAGAUGACGAUCACCUUGCACGAUGUUCACUGUCUGCUCCACCUGUCGAUCAGAGGGAGGCUGCUGCACCAUUUCCGAAUAUAGAGGGUUGA